Molecule: messenger RNA, 1704 nt
Organism: Postia placenta MAD-698-R-SB12
Lineage: Eukaryota; Fungi; Basidiomycota; Agaricomycetes; Polyporales; Adustoporiaceae
Exons: 9
Coding region: 1-1704 (567 amino acids)
Molecular function (GO): heme binding; monooxygenase activity; iron ion binding
Source: RefSeq, a predicted model, not a curated record
AUGGACGCGAGGACCAAUGAGCUGGCGAUUGUCGCUAUUACUUUACUUGCUACUGUGGUGCUCCUCUACGCCAAAGGCACUCGGCGUGCCCCAUUACCGCCUGGACCUCGUGGUAUCCCAUUCUUCGGCAACAUGUUCCAAUUCAACGUGAUGCGCCCCAACCCCCAGUAUCUGAAGUGGGCGCAGAAAUAUGGUCCUGUGUUCUCUGUCAAACUGGGCGGCCAGCGCAUCGUCGUGCUGAACAGCUCCGAAGCGGCGGACGAGCUGUUUGUCACUCGCAGCAAGCUGUACUCCAGCCACGAGUCCCCGCAUGUUGGGUUCGACCUGGUGAGCGACCAGCAGCGAAUGGUGUUCAUGCCGUAUGGCAGAGAGUGGAAGAUUUCCAGGAAGAAUGUUCACGGCCUUCUCGGCCCCGGCCCGUCCAAGCAGAUGCGUAAGAUGCAAGAACUCGAGUCCCGCGUCAUGCUGCACGAUCUGCUCUGCCACGGUGAGACCAGCAUCACAGAGGACUUCGUCGAGGGACCGCACGGGAAGGUGCCGGAGAGGCAUUGGUUCUCUAUCAUUAGGCGAUAUACGACCAGCCUAAUGAUGACUCUCGUGUAUGGCCGUCGCAUCGAGCGCAUUGUGGACAAUCCGGAGCUGCAUAAAGUCUACGACGUCAUGGCCAAUAUCACACACGUGUGCCAGCCUGGGAGUUAUCUGGUGGAUGCACUCCCUUUCCUGCGUUGGCUACCCGACAUGCUGGCCCCAUGGAGAGCAGAGGGGAGGAAGAUGCAUGAAUGGGAGAUGGCAUUCUGGGGGAAGCUGUUCUCCGACAGCCGCACGGCCUUGCUCAACGGCGCCGGGUUCAACGGAUUUGUGCAGUCCUAUCUGCGUGCACGUGCCGAAGCGGGACUCGAAGACCUACCCGGUAAGGGUGCAACAGAGGACGCGGCAGGAUGGAUGCGCGACAAGCUCGUUACAUACACCGCCGUGUCCAUCAUCGAAGCGGGAUCUGAUACGACCUCGACCGCCGUCUUCUCGUUCGUGCUGCUCAUGCUUAGCAACCCAGACGCACUGCAGCGUGCUAAGGAAGAGAUGGACCUGGUGGUAGGCUCUAGCCGCAUGCCCGAAUGGGAGGACGAGGAUAGGUUGCCCUGGCUCACAGCCUGCAUCAAGGAGACGCUGCGACGCGCACCGCCGUUUCCCUUGGGUAUACCGCACAAGGCAGACGAGGACGACGUUUACAAUGGGUAUCUCAUCCCAAAAGGAUCUACAGUCGUUGGGAACAUAUGGGCUAUCCAUAUGGAUCCGGUUCGGUACCCUGACCCAAGCGCAUUCAAGCCGGAGCGAUUCUACAAUCCAGAUGGAAAGUUGAACUGGGCCAGUGGUCCAGACACCCACAAUCGCGACCACUACAUAUUCGGGUGGGGCAGGCGCUUCUGCUCUGGCAAAUACGUUGCAGAGGCGUCACUGUUUAUUGUUCUCUCGCGUCUCAUUUGGGGCUUCGAAUUGCACGCGGCGUCUGAUCCGCAGACUGGCAAAGCUAGACUGCCUGGUGUCAACGAAGAGGACACGUUCACGGACGGGCUCGUGAGUGCGCCCAAGAUCUACCCUGUUGGAUUCAAGCCACGGUCCGAGAAGCAUGCAGAGAUGAUCACGGCAUCGUAUAAAGAUGUCCAGAAUGACUGGCAGUCGAUGGGGCUGGCGGGAGAUGAGCGGUGA